AUGGACCCGCCGAGGAAGAAACCGCCAAGACGAAAGGAUGACCGAGUCAUCCUGCAAUUCGAUUACGACUGCUUCUAUGCCCAAGUCUUCGAGAACAAAACCCCAGCUCUCAAGAAAUUACCCGUGGGGGUCAAGCAGAAGAACUGUUUGGCGACAUGUAACUACAAUGCCCGCGCCUUGGGCCUCAAGAAGCUCAUGUCCGUCUCCGAGGCCAAGCGAGCCUGUCCCGAGCUUGUCCUGGUCGACGGCGAGGACCUCACGCCUUUUCGGGAUACGAGCAAAAUUCUCUUCAACUUCUUCAAAUCGCACUCGUGGAACCACAAGGUUGAGCGUCUUGGGUUUGAUGAGGUCUUCAUGGACGUGACCGACAUUGUCGAGUACAACAUGUUUUGCCUUAACCGGGCAUCCCUGGCCGACUCCUUCUUUUGCCUUUCAAAAGAAGACCCAGAACGUGGGUUUAAUUGCGAUCUGACUAGCAUCGCGGGCUGUGUCGAGGGCACAGCCUCCCAUGACUUGGAUGUUGAAAGUCCCGCUUACCUGCGCCUCCUGCUCGGCUCCCACUUGGCUCAAUACCUUCGGCUGAAAAUAGAAGAGCAAUUCGGGUACACGUCAACUUGUGGUAUCUCGACGAACAAAGUGUUGAGUAAGCUGGUAGGGGGCAAAAACAAGCCACGCAAUCAGACCACGCUGGUGGCCUUGACUGACGACGAUGUUGUUGCUUUCAUGGAUAGCCAUCCCCUCCGCAAGAUUCCUGGUGUAGGGUUCAAAACCGCACAUGUACUGGGGUCUCACGUCAGUUCCCAAGAUAACGAAGCCACCGAUGCGGGAACGGAUGAACCUACCGUGACGGCGCAUCAGGUCCGUCGUCACCCUGGUAUCUCGCCUGGUACUAUAGAAAGCCUUCUAGUCGGCCCUGGAGCCGAGAGAGGAGUAGGAUCAAGGAUCUGGGGGCUGUUGCAUGGAGUGGACCCAAGCGAGAUCAAAGAGGCGAGCGGUGUACCAACCCAAAUUAGCAUUGAGGAUACUUACCCCAAGGGUCUAGGAACUCUGGCGCUGAUGUUGGAGGAGCUACACAAACUGUCAUAUUCUCUUGUCAGAAGGAUGAGGGUGGAUCUUCUGGUGCCCGACAAGAAUGCCGAGGCCCCCGGGACCCAGAGGUGGAUGGCACGACCAAGGACGCUUCGCCUCACUAUAAGGUCAUGGGGGCCUCUCAAUCCAGCACAAGGCCACAAUUCUGGGAGGAUUUCGCGUUCAGGGACACUCCCUGGUUUUAUAUUUGACCUCAAAGAUGAUAUGGACCACAUUGCGGAACGGCUCGUAUCGGAGGCCCUGCUCCCUCUCCUGCGGCGACUCCAGCCUGAAAAGGGACAACGGUGGAAUUUGCAAUUGAUCAACAUAUGCGUCGCCAAUAUGGUUGCUGGAGCUGCAGAUGACAAGACAGGAGUAGGUAGAGACAUCGCCGCCAUGCUCAAGCGACAGGAUGAGGUAUUGCGGCCGUUCCAGGUCAUUUCCGAUCCAGAAGGCGAGUUGCAGGAGGAGCUCGAAGACUCAUAUGUGGAGGGAGACGAUGCCGAUGAUAUGUCUUGGGAGAUGAGUGAAAAUGGUCCUUGCCCCCAAUGCGGGCAUUCGAUACCCCCAUUUGCCGUGUUAGCCCAUAGUAGAUACCACGAACUCGGAGAGUGA
This is a messenger RNA of Ilyonectria robusta, 1683 nucleotides long. RefSeq lists its product as uncharacterized. The record is from RefSeq and is a predicted model, not a curated record. Gene Ontology annotation, biological process: translesion synthesis. Gene Ontology annotation, molecular function: damaged DNA binding; DNA-directed DNA polymerase activity. NCBI's taxonomy places the organism in Eukaryota, Fungi, Ascomycota, Sordariomycetes, Hypocreales, Nectriaceae. The transcript is spliced from 3 exons. Bases 1 to 1683 code for a protein of 560 amino acids.